Acanthochromis polyacanthus (spiny chromis) is the source of this 2055-nucleotide messenger RNA. RefSeq names its product ER lumen protein-retaining receptor 2-like. Gene Ontology annotation, molecular function: ER lumen protein retrieval receptor activity. The transcript is spliced from 5 exons. The record is from RefSeq and is a predicted model, not a curated record. Gene Ontology annotation, cellular component: cis-Golgi network; endoplasmic reticulum; membrane. Bases 181 to 819 code for a protein of 212 amino acids. Gene Ontology annotation, biological process: endoplasmic reticulum to Golgi vesicle-mediated transport; protein retention in ER lumen. NCBI's taxonomy places the organism in Eukaryota, Metazoa, Chordata, Actinopteri, Pomacentridae.
CGUCGACCUGCACUCUCGCCAUAUUUCCAGCCGUGAACGUCCAGCUGCCCGGUGAAGCCCCGAGUUCAACCGGACAAACCUCCCCGCAGCACCGCAGAAAGUGUUAUCGGUGUGUCCGAGCCUGAAAACGGGACAUCUGCAUUAUCUUCCCCGCCGUGUCUGCCUCCUCCCUCCGCAGCCAUGAACAUCUUCAGACUGACAGGAGACCUCUCUCAUCUGGCUGCUAUCAUCAUCCUGCUGCUCAAAAUAUGGAAAAGCAGGUCGUGUGCAGGUAUUUCUGGGAAGAGCCAAAUUCUGUUUGCUCUGGUGUUCACCACUCGCUACCUGGACCUGCUCACCUCCUUCAUCUCGCUGUACAACACGUCCAUGAAGGUGAUCUACAUCGGCUGCUCGUACGCCACCGUCUACCUGAUCUACAUGAAGUUCAGGGCCACCUACGACGGAAACCACGACAGCUUCAGAGUGGAGUUCCUGGUUGUUCCCGUCGGAGGUCUGGCUGUUCUCAUCAACCACGACUUCUCUCUGCUGGAGAUCCUGUGGACGUUCUCCAUCUACCUGGAGUCGGUGGCCAUUCUGCCCCAGCUCUUUAUGAUCAGUAAGACGGGCGAGGCCGAGACCAUCACCACCCACUACCUGUUCUGCCUGGGCCUGUACCGGGCCCUCUAUCUCUUCAACUGGAUCUGGCGUUUCUACUUCGAGGGCUUCUUUGACAUGAUCGCCAUCGUGGCCGGCGUGGUCCAGACUGUGCUCUACUGCGACUUCUUCUACCUUUACGUCACCAAAGUGUUGAAAGGCAAGAAGCUGAGCCUGCCGGCGUAGAACCGUCAGGAGGCAACUCCCAGCAGACUCAGGGGGUUUGGAGAUGACUUGGUGGAAUCUCGUUACCUAUAGCAACGGAUGGAUGCCGGAGACAGAGAGCCAACUAUCGGGGAAAAACACUAGUCUUCAUGAUGAUGGAACUGGUAAAUGCCAACAAACACCAGAGCUGAACAAAGAUCGUCCCAGAUCAACCUUUGGAUUUCUGUGUUCAGCAUCUUGCCUUAAGCUUUUUUUCAUCGCUGUUCAAAUGGGAGAAAAGGCUUUUUUUCCCUCUUUUUUUCUUUUCUUUUUUUACAUGUGAGGUGUAUACGCUUAUAUUUUUUUUUUCAUUUUUUUUAUAUAUAAUGUCACAAAUAGCAUCGAUAAUGAGACCUACCUGUUUGACUUGGUAAUGAAAUGCACAAAAUGUACAGUCUUAUUAAAGAGUAAUGUAUCCGAGUGCCUGAUGAAGAUUAUGUCAGUUUCUCACCGUAUUUGUUUUUUCAUCUUUUUACUUCUGAGUAUUUUUGUUUCUGUAUGCAUAUAUUGUAACACAUGUACCCUCUCUUAGAAAGUUUUGAAGAGGCCAAACGCAGAGUUUCACACCAACACGCUCCUCAUUUUGUGAGAAUGUUGCUUUGUAGAAAACAAAAGCCAACCUUUUAACAAAGUUAGCCUGAAAAUCCUGAUGCUUUUGUAAGAAGAGGAUUUGUAGUAUGAUCUUAAAUUUAAUGCCAGCAAUCAUUUUGUCGCAGAAUCUCAAGUGGUGGCCAUCUUAUUUGGGAUCCAUUUUAGGACGUGUUUACUAAGCUUUCUUUUUCCUUUUUGACAUUGUAUUUUAAGGAAAUGCAUCUACGGCUUUAAUACAGAUUUAAAAUAGUGUCGCGUCACAUUUUGGAUGUAGAUAGAGCACAAAAAAUGUUUUUGCACCUCAGUAACAAACUCACAAACACCUUCCAGCAGCGGCUAGUCGGUGACAUCAAGGCUGAAAUGAUUGAAAUGAGGAAAAAGCAAUAAUGAAUGAGUGAAAAACCACAUUUCUGGAUAAGAAGUGUUUGUAUAUUUGACCUCCAGCACGCUAACUAACGGUUCAACACAUUUAAUACUGAGUGGCGGUGUUCACUGGGUGCGUUUCUGUUCGGUUAAAAGCCUCUUGUCAACUCAAAGUAGACCUUCCUAAAGUAUUAUUUCAAAUUUUUAUGUUUUUUGUUUUUUUUUUGCAUGAUAUCACCUCCAUUAAAGAUUUUAUGAGAAUCA